AUGGCCCAUUUAGAAUCCCAGCCCACUCUUGCUCCUUCGCUCGCAGCCCAUAAAAUGUUCAUUGGUGGAUUGAAUUGGGAGACUACAGAUCAAUCAUUGAAAGAGUAUUUCUCGCAAUUCGGUGAGGUACUUGAAUGUACUGUUAUGAGAGAUGGUGCAUCUGGUCGAUCUAGAGGAUUCGGAUUCUUGACAUUCAAAGAUGCUCGGACUGUCAAUAUUGUCAUGGUUAAGGAACAUUACCUUGACGGCAAAAUAGUAAGACCCGAUCUCAAAACUUUCAAUAAUUCUUUACGCUCUUAUCCUUCCAAAUUUCACUAUUUAGCCUCAAAAAACAUAAGCUCACAUUCAAAUUUCAAGAUCGAUCCCAAACGCGCUAUUCCAAGAGACGAGCAAGAACGUACAAGCAAGAUUUUCGUAGGUGGUGUCAGUCAAGAUGCUUCCGAGCAAGAUUUCAAAGAGUACUUCAUGCAAUUCGGACGGGUUGUCGAUGCCACUCUGAUGAUGGACAAAGAUACCGGUAGGCCUCGAGGAUUUGGAUUCGUCACAUUCGAUAGUGAAGCCGCCGUUGAGGCAUGCCUGGAAGGCCCACUCGAAAUUCAUGGAAAGCCUAUCGAAGUCAAGAAGGCACAGCCCCGAGGCAACAUAAGGGAGGAGGAAGAAGUCAGAGGUCCACGAGGCGGUCGAUUUAAGAAAGGGGGAAACGCCGGUGAUGACUUUCAAAAUUCUAAUCAACAGCAACAAGGUGGUCAAAUGAAUGCUCCAGGCGGUAUGACUCCUCAGUUAAUGGCCCAGUACUGGCAGCGCAUGCAGCAGUAUUUUGCACUAAUGCAGCAACAAAUGGCCAUGGGUGGAGGCCGAGGACAAAUGCCAGGCGGAAUGCCCGGCGGUAUGAAUCCUGCUAUGAUGGCCCAAAUGGCUCAGAUGCAACAAAUGCAACAAAUGCAGCAGCAAAUGCAAGGUGGAGGGGGAGCCGGUGCACGUAGUCAAAGCCCUCAAAGUCCAUCGGCUGGAAUGGCAGCAAUGGCCGGAAUGAAUCCAGCUAUGAUGCAACAAAUGCAGCAAAUGCAACAAAUGCAAAUGCAGCAGGCAAUGGGCGGACAAGCAGGUAACUUCGCGGCUGGUGGUGGUAGUAACCCUGGUGGUCGAAUGGGUACACCCGGCUACAAUGCAUAUGAACAAGGACUCUUCGAGCAACAAAAGUAUGAACAACAGCAGAUGAGACGAGCUCAGCGCGAGCAAUCGCAAUACGGCGCUGGUGGCGGUGGAUAUGGAAUGGGUGGAGGUGGAGGCGGGCCGACAUCUUGGGAGGGUAUGUACGAUGAUGUUCCUCAGCCAGGUACUAGUAGUGGUGGCGGCGGUGGCGGGCGUGGUGGAUUUGGUGGUGGGAGAGGAGCUCGCGGAGGCGGGGCUGGAGGAAGUGACAGAGGCUCUGCUCCACCAGCCGUUGCACCGAAUGCGCCUGCUGGUGCGCCAACGGGCCCAAAGAAUGCCGGAAAGCCUGGUGCGAACUAUAGAGGAGGUGGAAGGGGUGGUAGCCGAGGUUUCCAUCCUUAUGCUAGGGGAUAA
Molecule: messenger RNA, 1566 nt
Organism: Sclerotinia sclerotiorum 1980 UF-70
Lineage: Eukaryota; Fungi; Ascomycota; Leotiomycetes; Helotiales; Sclerotiniaceae
Exons: 3
Coding region: 1-1566 (521 amino acids)
Molecular function (GO): RNA binding
Source: RefSeq, a predicted model, not a curated record